GAUGAGAAAGGACAGAAAGUUAAGAUGAAAAGGCACAAGAAAAUAAUCCAAACAAGUUCAGAGCAGGAGACGAGUGAGGAAGAAACCAAUGAAGAAGAGUUCAGGCCAGAGUCUCUAACAGCAGAGGAGCUGCAGGUGCUGGAAGAGGAAGUGGAAGAGAGAAAGAAACUGAUUCAGAGUCUUCGUGGAAAGCCCUGGUCCAUGAAAAAGAAGCUACAAACAUUACGGGAGUCUCAGGAGUUUGUAGAGAACUAUGAAGGGGCCUUGGGCAAAGGGAAAGGUAGAAAGUUCUACGCGUACAAGGUCAUGUUGACGAAGAAAUGGAUGAAGUUUCAACGGGACUUUGAAAACUUUAAAACUGCUUGCAUCCCAUGGGAAAUGAAAAUCAAAGAGAUUGAAAGUCACUUUGGUUCUUCUGUUGCCUCUUACUUCAUCUUCUUGAGGUGGAUGUAUGGCAUCAACAUGAUUUUGUUCGGUCUGACCUUCGGCCUGGUCAUGGUGCCAGAGGCAUUAAUGGGACGGCCCUAUGGCAGCAUUCCAAGAAAGACGGUUCCAAGGGCUGAUGAAGGAGGUGCUAUGGACUUUGCUGUCUUAUGGGACUUUGGGGGUUAUGCACAGUACUCCGUCCUGUUCUACGGUUACUACAAUGAUCAGCGUGCCAUUGGUUGGCUCAAGUUUCGUAUGCCUCUGUCUUAUUUCCUGGUCGGAGUAGGAACAGUAGCCUACAGCUACAUGGUGGUCAUUAGAACGAUGGCCUGCAAUUCAAAUGAAACCGGGGUCGGUGAUGACAACAGCUUUAAUUUCAGCUGGAAAAUGUUCACAAGUUGGGACUAUUUGAUAGGGAAUGCCGAAACUGCGGACAAUAAAUUUGCCUCCAUCACCACCAGUUUUAAGGAAGCCAUUUUAGAAGAGCAAGAAAGCCGUAAAGAUGACAACAUCCAUCUGACCCGCUUCUUGCGAGUGCUGGCCAAUUUUCUGGUCUUGUGCUGCUUAGCAGGAAGUGGAUAUCUUAUUUACUUUGUUGUGCGGCGCUCUCAGAAGUUUGCCCUGGACGGACUGGAAAAUCAUACCUGGUGGGAGAGGAAUGAGGUAAAUAUGAUCAUGUCAUUACUGGGAAUGUUCUGUCCGAUGUUGUUUGACAUCAUUAGUACCCUGGAGAAUUAUCACCCUCGAGUCGCCCUGCAGUGGCAGUUGGGGCGCAUCUUUGCCCUGUUCUUGGGAAACCUGUACACCUUCAUCAUUGCACUCAUGGAUGAGAUCAACCUCAAAAGGGAAGAGGAAAAAAUAGUCAAGUUUAAUAUAACGCUGUGGGAAGCCAGUUUUUAUAAUAGCACCUUAUCAGGAAACAUUACUGAGCUGCCUUCUGUUCAUCCUGCUGAUGUGCCCCGUGGACCCUGUUGGGAGACUAUGGUGGGACAGGAGUUUGUACGUCUCAUCAUAUCUGACACCAUGACAACCUACGCGACUCUACUUAUUGGUGAUUUUCUGAGAGCUGUCCUUGUUCGUUUUCUCAACUACUGCUGGUGCUGGGACUUGGAAGCCGGAUUUCCAUCAUACUCUGAGUUUGAUGUCAGUGGGAAUGUCCUUGGAUUGAUCUUCAAUCAAGGAAUGAUUUGGAUGGGUGCCUUCUAUGCUCCAUGCCUGCCAGCCCUGAAUGUCCUCAGACUCCAUGUGUCCAUGUACCUUCAGUGUUGGGCAGUCAUGUGCUGUAAUGUGCCGCAGGAAAGAGUCUUCAAGGCGUCUCGCUCUAAUAACUUCUAUAUGGCCAUGUUACUGGUCAUCCUCUUCCUGUCCACACUACCUGCAAUGUACACCAUUGUCACAAUCCCUCCCUCUUUUGAUUGUGGACCAUUCAGUGGAAAGAAUCGUAUGUUUGAUGUCAUCCAUGAGACCUUAGAAUCAGACUUUCCAGCCUGGUUUGGAAAAGUGUUCAGCUAUGCUUCAAAUCCUGGAUUGGUGCUACCCUUCAUGUUGUUGAUGGUGUUGGCCAUCUAUUAUCUGCAGUCUACAUCAAAAAGUUACAAAGAAGCAAAUGCUGAGCUAAAGAAGAAAUUACAGAUGCAAAAUGAAGAGAACAAGAGAAAGAACAAGCAGGCUGCACUGAAGGCCGUAAUGGAUUUGGAAGAGGCCAGAAAAGCUGGAUCAGAGGUUGAAGAAAAACAGAAGAGCAACAAAGCUUUGCUGAAGGAUGAUGAACUAAAGCAUGGUAAAUCGCAGAAAGCACAUCAUGGCAAGAAUGUACACAAUAUCCCUGCAGUUGGAGACCAAGUACGUCCAUCAAACAGAACUGGGAGCUAUCACAACAGCAAGGCUUCUAGGUACCUGCCUGGUUUCGCUCAGCAAAGUGAUCAGAAGAUACAAAGGGUGCCAAGGCUGCAAAGAGACUGA
Messenger RNA from Nerophis lumbriciformis (worm pipefish), 2388 nucleotides. Lineage: Eukaryota; Metazoa; Chordata; Actinopteri; Syngnathiformes; Syngnathidae. The record is from RefSeq and is a predicted model, not a curated record.